AUGAAUUUUGACGACCAGAUACAAAGAGCCAUUGCGCUCAGUCUUCAAGAAUCAACAGGCAAAGCCAAACCUUCGCAUUUUCUUGAGACUAUCGUGAUCAGCUCGGAUGACGAAGACGAUGAGCAGGUACACCAGGGGACGAAAGCGCCCCGGGCAGAGCCUCCGAAGACUCGGGAAGUAGUGGCUCCUCAAUCCUCCUUUCUUUCAGAAAGAGCGCAACUAGAGAAAGAACGUCGGGAGCGCCAGCAGCGCUAUCUGCAAGCCACUGGGAAGGGAAAGGCGCCAAAGAAUGACGAUGAUGAUGAGAUACAGAUUGUGGAGCCUUCAACGUCUCAGAAUACGAAGACCUCCUCAUCCGCACCUAUACCGCUUACAGAUCAGCUCUUCUUCGAAGGUGAAAUUCGGCCAACGGCGACGCGAUUCGCAGAGCCUCGGCAGGAUAGAAAAGCCACAUUCCGAUUAACAGAAAUCUUGGGCCCAAAAUCUGACAUAUCUUUUGCCAUUUUGUCCACUUACGCUCAUGACAUACCCUGGAUCUACCAAUUUUUUGAACGCGAGGUCCCAGUGAUCUUUGUCGCCCACGGGGAAUCAGAGGGGAUGCGAAAUAUUCUUCCAAAUUGGAUUAAGACGGUGCCCAAGCUUAUCGGGCCCUACGGAUGCAUGCAUAUGAAGUUUAUGAUUAUAUUUUACAAGACGGGUAGGCUACGCGUGGUUAUCUCCUCAGCGAAUCUGGUCCCAUUUGACUACAGAGACAUUGAAAAUGUGGUAUGGCUACAAGAUAUACCUCCUCGUGGAACUCCGAUUGCGAACGACCCCAAAGCGAAUGACUUUCCGGCUAUAAUGCAAAGGGUACUGCACAGAGUCAAUGUAAGGCGGCCACUAGAGCUGAUGUUACAGGAGCAUCCCAACCUUCCCCUUCGCAAAAUUGAGGAUUUACGUUCGCGAUGGGACUUUGGAAAGGUCAAAGUGCAUUUGGUUCCAUCGCUUGCCGGGAAACAUGACGGUUGGCCAGAGGUCACCUUGACGGGUCACACGAGACUCAUGAUGGCUAUAAGGAAUCUCGGUCUUCGAACCAAGAAGGGCAAGGCUGCGAGAAAACUGGAGGGCUCUUCUAUCGGAACAUACACCACCCAGUGGGUCAACGAAUUCUUCCACUCAGCGCGAGGGGAGAGCCCCCAAGAUUACCUCGACGAUUCUAAAGCUAAACGCUCCAAGCUUCCCUAUCCCCCACUCAAGAUCAUAUUUCCAAGCAAGAAGACUGUGCAGGAGAGCGCCCUCGGUGUGCAAGGCGGCGGUACGAUAUUUUGCCGAAAAGCCCAAUGGAGUGGCAAGAACUUCCCAAGGGACAAGUUCUAUGAUUCGAAAAGUCGCGCAGGAAAAGUCUUGAUGCAUACCAAGAUGAUCAUUGGUCUACUAUCUGAUAAACCUAUUGAUGUCGAUGACUCUGAGACCGAGGAUAGUGACAUCGAAGAGAUAGACGCUCCGAUAGGAUGGGGCUACCUAGGAUCGCAUAAUUUCACCCCUUCGGCUUGGGGAACUCUUUCUGGGAGUGCUUUUAGACCGGUCCUCAAUAUAAAGAAUUACGAGAUUGGCAUCGUUUUCCCCAUCAAAAACGAGGAGGCUUUAGAGAAGAUAACAUUUUGGGAGCGGCCACCCAAGCGUUAUGAUGAAGGCGGACCAUGGAUACAGGAAGAAUUCAACUAG
Desarmillaria tabescens is the source of this 1704-nucleotide messenger RNA. RefSeq names its product tyrosyl-DNA phosphodiesterase-domain-containing protein. Lineage: Eukaryota; Fungi; Basidiomycota; Agaricomycetes; Agaricales; Physalacriaceae. Gene Ontology annotation, molecular function: double-stranded DNA binding; single-stranded DNA binding; 3'-tyrosyl-DNA phosphodiesterase activity. Gene Ontology annotation, cellular component: nucleus. Gene Ontology annotation, biological process: DNA repair. The transcript has 11 exons. Bases 1 to 1704 code for a protein of 567 amino acids. The record is from RefSeq and is a predicted model, not a curated record.